CGCAAUUAGUUUACCACGGUAUCGAUCCUCGGUUGGUCGUGUUAAAUCGAGAGGCAAAAAAUCCGAGUGAAAUUUUUCGUAGAAAAAACCUAAUCGCUUUUUUUUUCGUUUUUGUACUGUGUUGACGUUUUUGUGCGACCGUUUUCGAUGUCGAGUCGGAUAUUUUAACGUGCUAUCGAAGGUUGCUCUCUCUUGAAAAUAUUCGAAGUUUAAAAUAAAUUGAAUUUUAAAAUUCGAAGUUUUCGUGAAGUUAUAUUUUCGUUAAUGUUCUAUUGUUGUUUGUGAAUUAAAUAACAAUUGAAAUGCGAAGACACGUCUACAACCACAUGUACGCUUCGGACGAGAUGGAAUGUUACGGGUCUAGAGAAUUCCAAAGUUUGAGACGUGAAUCAAAAAUGUUCCUAUUCGGAAGAUCGUUCCAUUCCGUGACGGAGAAGAGAUCUCAAAACAACGACUGCGGAGAGAACAGCAUGACAAUAGUUACAGAGAAGAAGAUAGAAGACGACGCAUCAGAGUCGUCCAGUGGAGAAAAUGUGGACAUAGAAGAUAAAUCCCUGCCCAUCGUAGAAGCUCCACUCGAGUCUUCAGAGGAGGCUCAUUCAGCGCAAUGUUCCUGCCCAAACUGUGAUGAAGUACUAUCAAGAUUCUCUGAGUGCAGCAUAUGCUUGGAACCGUUACAGUGUUGUGGACCCUGCGUCUGUCCGUGGUGUGGAGGCGUUUGGUGCGCACGGUGUUCGAGAAGAAUGUCACGCUGCGCUUGGUGUCGUGGAAGCCUUCGUGCGCCUGCCACGCCCUGCCUCGCUCUCCAACGCCUCAUCAAUGAUCUUAUGUUACCGUGUCGAAAUUACAGACGAGGCUGCACGGAACUGCUGACAGCUAACGUCAGAGCGAAACACGAAGAAGAAUGCAAACACGACACAAUGAUAUGUCCCAUCACACCCACCUGCUGCUCUGUACCAUUCGAAGAACUGUCAGUUCAUCUCCAAUCUAAUCACAACAUCAUCGCGGUCUACUCACAGAAGAUCAAAAUCUUAAUAGAAAACUUCCAAACCAAACUCAAGAAGACCGCAUGUUGUAGGACUAAGUACAAAAUAAUCUUGUUAUACCAAAAAAGUGCAUUCAUUAUCAAAGUCUGCAUUUACAACUAUCAUGUAAAGGUUGAAGUAAUGAGACGAAAACUGGGAUACGUUGCUGAUUCAAAAUCUGAAUCGAAAAAGAGCGAUUACUGCGCCCUUAUCGAGUUCCAGAGUAAGGCUUUAUGCACAAAAUCAGCUAUUCUUAUCGAAAAUGAAGCAUACAGUAAGAAAGCUGAGGUACAAUGGAACGAUGUGAUACUCAAAUCAGAGAAUGAUGAAGCUAUCACAAUACACGUUAACAUUGGAAAGACAGACUCUGAACCAUUAAGGAAGGAGUUUGAAUCAUGAUAAUUUUAGGAUCAAAGAUUUGGAUCGACUUAUAAAUCUUCGACUGAUAAUAAACACACUAAUAGAGUUUUGCAUGUGAUAUUACCACGAGAUUCGAAUUCAAAGAUGUUUUAAAUAUUAUUUUAAAACGAGCUCUGAUGUAUAAUGGCCAAAAACUUAAGUCAAUUUCAAUUGAAUUUGAUCUAUUUUGUAAAUUUUAUUAAUUAUAUACAAUAUAAAUGAAAUUAGUUUUUAAAAUAUAUGGUAAUCACAGAAUUUUUUAGGGCUUAUGUUCGUGAUCACUUUCUUAAGGAAUCAUUUAGAAUUGUUCAAUUAUGAUAUUUGAAUAGGUGUUCCUGCUUGUCGUUUUAUAUUGUUGUGAUGUAAUGUUAUAAACAUUCCAAUUAAUUUGGAUCUAUAUGUGAUUUUAAAUUAAGUUAAAUAAUGAAGAUGUACGCUGUAAAAUGACUGACGUAGGUUAAACACUUAAAUUAGUAAUGUAUUUAAGAUAAUUAUAAAAUUAAAUGAUAAUUUUAAGCCACGA
Molecule: messenger RNA, 1947 nt
Organism: Vanessa tameamea
Lineage: Eukaryota; Metazoa; Arthropoda; Insecta; Lepidoptera; Nymphalidae
Product: probable E3 ubiquitin-protein ligase sinah
Exons: 5
Coding region: 303-1424 (373 amino acids)
Cellular component (GO): cytoplasm
Molecular function (GO): ubiquitin protein ligase activity; zinc ion binding
Source: RefSeq, a predicted model, not a curated record